Daucus carota subsp. sativus is the source of this 777-nucleotide messenger RNA. RefSeq names its product prefoldin subunit 2. Bases 99 to 536 code for a protein of 145 amino acids. Gene Ontology annotation, biological process: protein folding. The transcript is spliced from 2 exons. Lineage: Eukaryota; Viridiplantae; Streptophyta; Magnoliopsida; Apiales; Apiaceae. The record is from RefSeq and is a predicted model, not a curated record. Gene Ontology annotation, cellular component: prefoldin complex; cytoplasm. Gene Ontology annotation, molecular function: protein folding chaperone.
UCUGUGUGGGGUGGGGGGUUUAUUUUCAAAGCUGUUCUUCAUUCCUCCGUUCGAACACUUCUGAAAGCGCGUAUUUUUCUGCAAACCCACAAAGUUACAUGGCUGGUAAAGCUGAAGAACCUGUCAAUGAGCAAGCAGUUGCCACCAUAUAUGGCAACAUGAGGGCUGACAUCAACCAAGUUUACUCAAAGAUUACAGAACUAGAGAUGGAGGUUAGUGAGCAUUCAUUGGUAAUCAAUGCCAUUAAACCUUUAGAUCAGUCUCGUCGGUGUUACCGCAUGAUUGGUGGUGUACUGGUUGAGAGAACCAUUAAAGAAGUCUUGCCAGCCGUGCAACACAAUAAAGAGGGCCUUGAGAUGGUGAUAGCUCGGCUUAAUGAGGCCUUGGAAAAGAAAAAGAAGGAAUUGGCUGACUUCGAGGCUAAAUACAAGAUCAGGAUCAAAAAGGGAGAUGAAGUGAAAGAUGAUGGCAGCAAGAAGGAAGGAUCUGCGCAAGGGGUGCUUGUUGGUCCAGCAGGUGCAGCUGAACAAAAUUAGUUUUAUCGUAAGUGAUAUUUUUCUGGUGUUUGUUUCACCUAGUUAUACAGACCCUGUAAUGUGUAUUAGGCUUUUGUUACCUGGAUAAAGUUUCUUUAAGGAUUUUAGAUGUUUUAUUCCCUUGUAAGGGUUUAUAAAUUUGAAAAAUGUCUGAAACUUAAUUACUUGAUGGGCUGAUUUGGUUUGGUUUUAAACUUGUUAGAUCCAUAAUUUUAUAAUAUACAGCCUGUCUUUGUAUUCA